Molecule: messenger RNA, 2209 nt
Organism: Canis lupus familiaris (dog)
Lineage: Eukaryota; Metazoa; Chordata; Mammalia; Carnivora; Canidae
Gene: GIMAP6
Product: GTPase, IMAP family member 6
Exons: 3
Coding region: 212-1237 (341 amino acids)
Cellular component (GO): cytosol
Molecular function (GO): GTP binding
Source: RefSeq, a predicted model, not a curated record
UCAAAAUCAUAACAACACGGGUGUUCAUGUUUUUCCUGUUUCUACUACCAAAGCCGCAGACAAAAUGCAAACGGUGGCGAGUGUCUUCUGACGGAGGAGGGGCUGCCCUGGGUGUUCCUGUUCACUUCCUGACAGCUGCUCUCUCAAGGGCACUUCUCGGAGCUGAGCUUUCUGAUCCCAUUUUGCUGGAAAAAAAAAAACCAAACAAGCCAUGUCCUUUAUCUAUUCCUACACCGUGGACACUUUCCUCCACCUCCUUCAGUCAAGGUCCUCAAAAGUCCACGAUGCGUCGGCCCCAAAAGGAGAAACAAAGAAUUCACAAGAGCAUGUGGCCUCAGGAGACAGAGAACAUCGCCAUUCCUCCUGCCCAGCAGCUGACAGCGUGCCGGAGGAAGAAGAAUGCGAACAUAUUCUGGAGGAGGACCCUGCAGGAGAGCUGAAUCUCGAUCCUAGACCAGGCAUUUUAGGAGGCCUGUGGGAGGCCCCACGGACCCCGCAGAAACUGCGACUGCUCCUGGUGGGGAAAAGCGGCAGCGGGAAGAGCGCUACAGGGAACAGCAUCCUGGGCAGGAGAGAGUUCCCGUCCCGACUCAGCCCUCAACCGGUGACCCGGGACCUCCAGCGGGGCAGCGGCGCCUGGGCCGGGCGGGAGCUCGAGGUGAUCGACACGCCCGACCUCCUGUCCCCGCAGGCCGGGCCCGAGGCGGCGGCGCGGGCCAUCUGCGAGGCGGUGGCCUUCUCGGCGCCCGGGCCGCACGCGGUGCUGCUGGUGACGCAGCUGGGCCGCUUCACGGAGGAGGACCGGCAGGCGGUGCGGGGCCUGCAGGAGGCCUUCGGGGUGGGCGUCCUGGCGCACACGGUGCUGGUGUUCACGCGCAGGGAGGACCUGGGCGGCGGCUCCCUGGAGGAGUACGUGCGCCGCACGGACAACCCGCACCUGGCCCGGCUGGACGCGGUGUGCGCGCGGCGCCACUGCGCCUUCGACAACGCGGCGGCGGGCGCCGAGCGGGAGGCGCAGCUGCGGGAGCUCCUGGCGGCGGUGGACUGCGUCCUGUGGGAGAACGACGGCCGCCCCUACAGCAACCCGGCCUACCGCUACUCCCAGCAGCGCGGCCUGCCCGCGGGCCCGGGCCCCGAGGGCGCAACCGGCCGGGCCCCGCUGCCGGAGGGACUGUGCCGGCUCCAGAAGGAAUCCCAGGAGGCGCACAGACGCCUGCUGGAGAGGGCGCCCGUUUAAGCGGAGGCGGGACCGCAGCCCCCGGGGCCGGCUGCCUGCCCGUCGCUUGCGCUCUCUCCCCGGGGCGGGGGGGCGGGGGGGGCGCUCCCUGACCAUCCGAGGCUCCUGGGGAGGUGUCCGAGGCGGUCAGGGGCAGGUGCGUCCCAGAGGUCCCCGCUCGCACAUCGGGAGCCUGCAAACGAAGCUGUGGAAGGCCUUAAACGCUGGAGGGAGCAGCCUGCCUGGUUGAGGGGGAAACCUCUCAACACGGAGGUGUCUCUCUGGAGGGCUGCUCCAACGGACGGGGUUCCUAAGAAGCCACCUGGCAUUCAGAAGAGGCCAGGGUGGCGGUCUGGCUCUGGCCAUCUGACUGUGUAGGGAAAUGGAUGCACCUCAGGUACACCUCAGCCUCUUUGAGGUUCUAGGUUCUUCUGGGGAGUCUGACCUUCUGAUGGAAACAGAAUGGGAGCAGCCAGGGGCAAAAUGCCUCCCACUAUGCUCUUCUUUUCCUUUCUUGGAGCGGUGUGACAGAGAGUUUCGAGCUGCCUUCUGGGAGGGGUGGGAAGUAGAGGUCAGGGAGACAGUGCUGGAGGACAAUCAGCAGAGGACACAGCUCCGGGUCUGUCUGGACACUUGCCCUCUGGUUGGAGAUUCUCUACAAUUACAUGCCCAUGGACUAGAGUCUCCAGGUAUAGACCCCGUGACACCCAUCUCCCCCAGACUCAAUGGACUCCUACCAAAGAUGGAGCAUUUCUUCUGCUAGAAGAUUCAGAAAAGUGUCUCAAAACACCACAGAAACUUACCUUGAGUGCAUACUAAGAUAGUCAUUGUGCCAGAGCCAUGUACCAAAUAUGCCCAUUUCCCACUGAGCUGAAUCAGCUUUAUCAUGUAGUAAAUUUUCAUACUCCCUAAGAUCUGUGUCAGGAUUUUCAAUUCUGUUUUUGUUUUCUACUUUUUUUCCGUUGUUAUAAAUAAAAUCUUGAUUUGAUUACA